AUGGCGGAAGGGGCUAGAAGAGUGUGCUCCCAUUCAGAUGGGGACUCGAGCGCAGUGGCCAAACCUGGGGCUAUUUAUGGGCUCUGUAGUGGCUUCUGCCAAUGGCCGGUUGGAAGAUGCGACAUCCUCAUCGUCUACAGCCCGGAUGCCGAGGAGUGGUGCCAGUACCUCCAGGAACUCUUUCUGUCCAGUCGGCAGGUGCGGAGCCAGAAGACGCUGACUUACAGGCUGAGCCCUGACGCCUCCUUCUCGGCCAAGGACCUGAACUUCUUCCUGAGCUCCCGCUGCGUCAUCGUGCUGCUGUCCGCCGAGCUGGUGCAGUGCUUCUGCCAGCCGGCCCUGCUGCCCCUGCUGCAGAGAGCCUUCCACCCUCCCCACCGCGUGGUGCGGUUGCUCUGCGGGGUGCAGGAUGGCCCGGAGUUCCUGGACUACUUUCCGGACUGGGCGCAUUGGCAGGAGCUCACCUGUGACGACGAGCCCGAGACCUACGUGGCAGUGGUGAAGAAGGCCAUUUCCGAAGAUUCUGGCUGUGACUCAGUCACUGACACCGAGACUGAGGACGAGAAGGUCCCUUCCUACUUGAAGCAGCAGAACCUGCCACUGCAGACUUCACCUGGGAACCUGAUGGUGGUGCAGCCGGACCGUAUUCGCUGUGGGGUGGAAACCACUGUCUACGUCAUUGUGAGAUGUAAGUUGGAUGAGAGGGUGACAACAGAAGCAGAAUUUUCCCCUGAGGAUUCUCCCUCAGUCAGGGUGGAAGCCAAGCUGGAGAAUGAAUACACCGUUUCCGUGAAAGCCCCCAGCCUCUCAUCUGGGAAUGUUUCCUUGAAGAUCUAUUCCGGGGAUUUAGUGGUGUGUGAAACUGUGAUCAGCUAUUAUACUGACAUGGAAGAAAUUGGGAAUUUAUUGUCCAAUGCUGCAAAUCCCGUGGAGUUCAUGUGUCAGGCCUUUAAAAUUGUGCCCUACAACACAGAGACCCUUGAUAAACUGCUCACUGAGUCCCUGAAGAAUAAUAUCCCUGCGAGUGGACUACACCUCUUUGGAAUUAACCAACUGGAAGAAGAAGAUAUGAUGACAAAUCAGAGGGAUGAAGAGUUGCCCACCCUGUUGCAUUUUGCUGCGAAGUACGGACUGAAGAACCUCACUGCCUUGUUGCUCACCUGCCCAGGAGCCCUACAGGCAUACAGUGUGGCCAACAAGCACGGCCACUAUCCCAACACCAUUGCUGAGAAGCAUGGCUUCAGGGACCUGCGGCAGUUCAUCGAUGAGUAUGUGGAAACUGUGGACAUGCUGAAGAGUCACAUCAAAGAGGAACUGAUGCAAGGGGAGGAGGCUGAUGCCGUGUAUGAGUCCAUGGCCCACCUCUCCACAGACCUGCUCAUGAAGUGUUCCCUCAACCCCGGCUGCGACGAGGAGCUCUAUGAGUCCAUGGCUGCCUUCGUGCCCACAGCCACCGAAGACCUCUAUGUCGAAAUGCUUCAGGCCAGUACAUCUAAUCCAAUCCCUGGAGAUGGUUUCUCUCGGGCCACUAAGGACUCUAUGAUCCGCAAGUUUUUAGAAGGUAACAGCAUGGGAAUGGCCAGUUUGGAGAGGGAGCUACACCAUGGUGGUCAGGAAGAAGAUGUGUAUCACACGGUGGAUGACGACGAGGCCUUUAAUGUGGACCUGGCCAACAGACCCCCUGUCCCGGUGCCCAGGCCAGAGGCCAGUGCUCCUGGCACUCACCACCUGCCUGACAAUGAGCCAUACAUUUCUAAAGUUUUUGCAGAAAAAAGUCAGGAGCGGCCUGGGAAUUUUUACGUUUCCUCAGAGAGCAUCAGGAAAGAGCCUCCCGUCCGACCGUGGAGGGACAGGCCCCAGUCGAGUAUAUAUGACCCUUUUGCUGGGAUGAAAACGCCAGGCCAGCGGCAGCUGAUCACGCUCCAGGAGCAGGUGAAGCUGGGCAUCGUCAACGUUGAUGAGGCUGUGCUCCACUUCAAAGAGUGGCAGCUCAACCAGAAGAAGCGGUCGGAGUCCUUCCGCUUCCAGCAGGAAAAUCUUAAACGGCUAAGGGACAGCAUCACCCGAAGACAGAGAGAGAAGCAAAAAUCAGGAAAGCAAGCAGACUUGGAGAUCACAGUCCCAAUUCGGCACUCACAGCACCUGCCCGGGAAGGUGGAGUUUGGAGUCUAUGAGAGCGGCCCCAGGAAAAGCGUCUUCCCCCCAAGGAUGGAGCUAAGGCGAGGAGACUGGAAAACAGAUAGUACUUCCAGCACAGCAAGCAGUACGAGUAACCGAUCCAGCACCCGGAGCCUCCUCAGUGUGAGCAGCGGCAUGGAGGGGGACAAUGAGGAUAAUGAAGUCCCUGAGGUUACCAGAAGUCGUAGCCCAGGCCCCCCACAAGUGGAAGGAACACCCACUGUGCCCCUUGAGAGGCCCCCCAGGGUACCUCCAAGAGCUGCCUCACAGAGGCCUCCUCCCAGGGAGACCUUCCACCCCCCUCCGCCCGUUCCACCCAGAGGGCGCUGACUCCACCUCCUAAAACCUGCCUACGUCCGGACUUCGAGACUUGCAAUUUCAGCCUGUUAAUGAUGUCUUUGUGUUGAGUUCUAUGGCAGGACUACUGAACUUAAGACCUCCUCUCAUGGCUGAUGUCAUUGUGGCCCUGCUGGUUUGGGCUUUCCUUGAAGAAGAUAUUAUUAAGGCAUGAAGAAGUGAAAAACUGAGGACUUUAUUCACCAUCACCAAGUAUAUUGAUCCAUAGCCUUGUUUGCCAGAAGGAUAAAGACUUAAUUGGAAUACUUACCUCAAAUUUGGCAUGUCAGAAGCCUGAGAAGAUUGAUUAUAAAUGUACUUUUACAAGUGAUUUUACUGAAAUGCACUUAUAUUAGGCCUUACUUAUUUGCUAGUCCAGACUAACUUCUAGAAGUGGUUAUGAUUUAAGACUUACAGUAUCCGGGUAAGGAGAUAUGUUCUGAUUUUUAAAUGGUUCUUCAACUUUUCUGUAGAUUCUGGAGGGUGUCUAAAUGCCAGGCCUGGUCACAAUAGAACAAACUGAAAAAGAUUUUAGAGAUGGAUUAGUCCUAACUCCUUUUAUAUGGAAGGCAAAUCUGAGGUUCCACAGAAACUAAGAGUAUACAAUUGGUUAGAAGAAGAGAUGUGUUUAGAGGCUGGGUCUCUUAAUUUCAGGUCACCACACUUUCCGUCUCUAGAUAGCCAAUCGCUCUCCCUCAAGAAAUGCCCACAUGUAGAAAUUUGGUCACUAACUGACUAUUGACCUUCCAGAAAUGUCCUUCCAUAUCUCCCAGGCAUGGGACUAUCAAGUAUUUUUUUCAAUUUGGGCAUUUAUAAUUCAGUAUGCUUUCAAAACAGUAUUGUUGCCAAGGAAUAUCUGCAAAUAGUUGGGAACCAGAAGCUUGGGAUGCCAAUGACCACAUUUAUUGUUCUGUAGUCUUUAUAGGUCUUACUAGUUCUGGCCAUAAGGAGAGAGAAGGAUCCUUGACUCUUCCUCUGCCAAGAGGUCAGAAGAGAAAGGAAGAAUGUAGAAUAGAAACAUUUAUCUAUUUCCUUAUUAUUACCACUA
Molecule: messenger RNA, 3562 nt
Organism: Odobenus rosmarus divergens (Pacific walrus)
Lineage: Eukaryota; Metazoa; Chordata; Mammalia; Carnivora; Odobenidae
Gene: PIK3AP1
Product: phosphoinositide-3-kinase adaptor protein 1
Exons: 17
Coding region: 1-2508 (835 amino acids)
Biological process (GO): signal transduction
Cellular component (GO): cytosol
Molecular function (GO): phosphatidylinositol 3-kinase regulatory subunit binding; signaling receptor binding
Source: RefSeq, a predicted model, not a curated record